AUGAUUAGAAAUAACUAUUAUUCACUUUUAAGAGAUAAAGUAAUUAAUGGUGAUCCAAAUUUAUCAUUUGUUUUAAAAACAUGUUCAAUACCAAAUAAUAAUAAAGAUUUAUUCUUCUCAAAGAAAUUAAAUUAUUUAGAUAUUGAUAAUGAUGGUAUUGAUUUUUUAAAUAAAAAUACUUCAUCUUAUAAUGAUAUUUUAACAACAAAAAAUAGUAGCAAGCAUUUAAAAAUGUUAAAUUUAGAAAGAGCAUUUAAAUACUCACUUUUUAAUAAUGAUAAUAAUAAUAAUAAUAAAGAAUUUAUAAAUGAUAAACAAUUUUAUAGAUCAUUAUUUAGAAAUUAUUAUAAUUAUUUUUUAUCAUCUGAACAACUACAACCUCAACAAACUUCACCUAUACCAACACCAAUACCAAUACCAAUACCAACUAAUGGUAUUAUAUAUAAAUUAAUAGUUUAUUAUGAUAAUGAUAUUGCAUUAGAUAUAAUAAUAAAUGAAUAUAAAUUGUUAAAAUUAUCAACAGUUAAUGAUUACCAAUCAUUAAUAAUAUUAGCAAUUAAUAAUCAUUCAUUUAAAGUUACAAAUUAUCUUUAUAAAUCAAUCAUUGAAAAUCAAAUAAAAAUAAAUUUUAAUCAUUCAAUAAUUUGGAAAUCAAUUUUUCCAAUUUAUAAGAAUAAUGGAAUACUAAAUCUAUUUUUUAAGAAUAAUAAUAAUGAUAAUUUAAUAAUUCAUAAAUCAACUAAAGUUGAUCCAAUAAUUAAAUAUUUUAUAUUAAAUAAUAAUAACAAUAAUUUAGAAUUUAAAUUAGCAAUUAAAUCAGUACCAAAAGAACUUGAAUUAUUAAAUUAUAGAAUCGAUUAUUUAGUAUAUCAAGUAACAGUAGAGACAUUAUUAAAUUCAUGUUAUAGUAUUUCAAUUCUAAAUAUAUCAUCAGAGAUUUGGAAAUUAAAUAAAUUAAAUUUAUGUAGAAUUAGUUUUGGUUCAAGUGAUUCAAUUAUAGAUAAACUAUUACAAGAAGAUUAUCAAAUAUUAUCAAUUGAUCAACUAAAUCAAUAUAAAUCCACAUUAAUACAUUUAAAUGUUUUAUCAACUAUAAUUAGCGAUUUAGAUUAUAAUAGUAAUAAUAAUAUUAAUAAUAAUAAUAAUAAUAAUAAUAAUAGUAGUAGUAAUAAUAGUGUUGAAUUUAUAAUUUCCAAACUUAUAAAAAUGAUUACAUAUUUUUCAGUAGAUAAAAAUACAAUUAAUAAUCAUUUAUUUUAUUCAAUAAUGUAUUAUAAUCAUAAAAAAGAUGAUGAUGGCGAUAGUAAUAAUAAUAGUAGUGGUGAUAAUUUAAAAAUAAUAAAGAAAAGAAAGUUUUUUAAAUUAAUAACAGGAAUAGAAGAGAGAACUGUACUUUUUAAAUAUUGUAAAGGUAAAAGAGAAUUACAAAUUCAAUUUUUAAAUUAUUUUUUAGAAAAUCUUGGAAAAACUGUACUUUUAAGUACAUUCAAAUUAUUUAUUGAAUUAGAUGUUCAUUUAGAACUUAUGGAUAUAAUUACAAGAGAAUUAAAAUUAAAACUAUUCAACAAUAUACCAACUCAACCACUCCCUCCUCAUAAUCUUUCUCAAUAUUCCUCAAUAACCUAUCAACAACCACAACAACAACAACAUAUUAAAACACCAUUAGUAUUUGAAACACCAAAUUCAAUUAGAAUGUUUGAUUAUCUUUAUAAUAAUGAUAAUUUAUCAAUGUACAGAUUUGAAAUUAGUGAAAUUUUAUUUAAAAAUAAUUUAGCAAUAAACACUACUUCACCAUAUGAUUUCAAAAUAAAUGAAAAUGAAGAUGAAAACAAAAAAGAAAAUGAAAAUAGAAAUGAAAAAUUAAUAACUAUUUUAAAUCAUUUUAAAAUAAACUAUACAUUAGAUUAUGAAUCUCAAUUGGAAAGAAUUAAAAAUGAAGUCAUAUCACCAACAUUAAAACAAUCAUCAAUUAAUUUCAUCUUUAAUAAUUUUAAUGAUUUUAAAGAAAUUAUAAUAUCAAUUUUUAAUAAUAAUAAUAAUAAUAAUAAUAAUAAUAAUAAUAAUAAUAAUAAUAAUAAUAAUAAUAAUAAUAAUAAUAAUAAUAAUAAUAAUAAUAAUAAUAAUAAUAAUAAUAAUAAUAAUAAUAAUAAUAAUAAUAAUAAUAAUAAUAAUAAUAAUAAUAAUAAUAAUAUCAAUAGUAUAGAAAUUUUAAAUAAUAUAAAUAAAUUAAAAUAUUUUUGUAAUGGUUUAAUAGAUUGUUCAACCAUUCAAUUAAUACCAUUAUAUAAUUAUUUAGAAAAUAAUAGUAAUAGAAUAGAAGUUGAAAAUGAUUAUGUUUUAGUUGAAAUUUGUAAACGUGGUGAUUUAAAUGGUUUAGAACAAAUUUUAAUAAGAAAGAAUAAGUUCAUAAUAAGGAGGGUAUUAAGUUGUUCAAUAUUUUUUGGCCAAUUGAAGAUGUUUGAAUAUAUAAAUAACUCUAAACAUAGUUGGAUAUUCUCUCCUUUAUCAAAUACUACAUUCCCACUUUCAUUGUAUGAUUUUGACCAAUUCACUAAAUAUGCAAUCAAAUAUUGUCAACAUAGUUUUAUUGAUUAUUUUAGAGAUGGAGUAUAUAGUUAUGAUGAAAUUAAUAGCGUAGAAUGGAUGAUUAAGAAUAACUAUUACUCACUUUUAAGAGAUAAAGUAAAGAAUGGUGAUCCAAAUUUAUCGUUUGUUUUAAAAACAUGUUCAUUACCAAAAAACAAAGAUUUAUUAUUCUUCUCAAAGAGAUUUAAUUUAGAUAUUGAAAAUGAUAUUGAUUUUUCAAAUAAUCAUUUAUACACCUGUAAUUUUAUAAAUACAAAUUGUCAAAAUAAAACUUUUAAUUUAGAAAAACCAUUUAAAUACUCACUUUUUAAUAUUAGUUAUAAUAAUAAUAACAAUAAAAAUAAUAAAGAAUUUUUAAACGAUAAACAAUUUUAUAAAGCAUUAUUUAAAAACUAUUAUAAUUAUUUUUUAUUUCCAGAACAAUUACAACUGCAACAACUGCAACAACUGCAACAACAACAGCCAAUACCAAUUAAUGGUAUUAUAUAUAAAUUAAUAGUUUAUUAUGAUAAUGAUAUUGCAUUAGAUAUAAUAAUAAAUGAAUAUAAAUUAUUAAAAUUAUCAACAUCCAAUGAUUACCAAUCAUUAAUAAUAUUAGCAAUUAAUAAUCAUUCAUUUAAAGUUACAAAUUAUCUUUAUAAAUCAAUCAUUGAAAAUCAAAUAAAAAUAAAUUUUAAUCAUUCAAUAAUUUGGAAAUUAAUUUUUCCAAUUUAUAAAAUUAAUGGAAUUGAUUUAUUAUUUUAUAAACUAGAAAAUCUAUUUUUUAGUAAUAAUAAUCAAGAUAAUAAUUUAAUAAUUCAUAAAUCAACUAAAGUUGAUCCAAUAAUUAAAUAUUUAAUAUUAAAUAAUAAUAACAAUAAUUUAGAAUUUAAAUUAUCAAUUAAAUCAGUACCAAAAGAACUUGAAUUAUUAAAUUAUAGAAUCGAUUAUUUAGUAUAUCAAGUAACAGUAGAGACAUUAUUAAAUUCAUGUUUUACUAUUUCAAUUCUAAAUAUAUCAUCAGAGAUUUGGAAAUUAAAUAAAUUAAAUUUAUGUACAACUAGUUUUGGUUCAAGUGAUUCAAUUACAGAUAAAUUAUUACAAGAAGAUUAUCAAAUAUUAUCAAUUGAUCAACUAAAUCAAUAUAAAUCCAAGUUAAUAAAUUUAAAUAUUUUACCAACUAUAAUUAGCGAUUUAGAUUAUAAUAAUAAUAAUAAUAAUAAUAAUAAUAAUAAUAAUAAUAAUAAUAAUAAUAAUAAUAAUAAUAGUGUUGAAUUUAUAAUUUCCAAACUUAUAAAAAUGAUUACAUAUUUUUCAGUAGAUAAAAAUACAAUUAAUAAUCAUUUAUUUUAUUCAAUAAUGUAUUAUGAUCAUAAUAAAGAUGAUGAUGAAUAUUAUAGUGGUAAGAAUAAUAAUAGCAGUGGUGAUAAUUUAAAAAUAAUAAAGAAAAGAAACUUCUUUAAAUUAAUAACAGGAAUAGAAGAGAGAACUAUACUUUUUAAAUAUUGUAAAGGUAAAAGAGAAUUACAAAUUCAAUUUUUAAAUUAUUUUUUAGAAAAUCUUGGAAAAACUGUACUUUUAAGUACAUUCAAAUUAUUUAUUGAAUUAGAUGUUCAUUUAGAACUUAUGGACAUAAUUACAAGAGAAUUAAAAUUAAAACUAUUCAACAACAUACCAACCCAACCACUCCCUCCUCAUACUCUUACUCAAUAUUCUUCAAAACCAGUACAACAGCCACAACAACCACUUCAACCAAUAUUAGUAUUUGAAACACCAAAUUCAAUUAGAAUGUUUGAUUAUCUUUAUAAUAAUGAUAAUUUACCGAUGUACAGAUUUGAAAUUAGUGAAAUUUUAUUUAAAAAUAAUUUAGUAUCCAAAACAACAUCUUCAUCAUCAUCAAAUGAUUUCAAAAGAAAUGAAAAUGAAAAUCAUUUAAAUAAUAAAUUAAUAGCUAUUUUAAAUCAUUUUAAAAUAAACUAUACAUUAGAUUAUGAAUCUCAAUUGGAAAGAAUUAAAAAUGAAGUCAUAUCACCAACAUUAAAACAAUCAACAAUUAAUUUCAUCUUUAAUAAUUUUAAUGAUUUUAAAGAAAUUAUAAUAUCAAUUUUUAAUAAUAAUAUUAAUCAUACUAAUAAUAAUAGCAAUAUCAAUAGUGAAGAAAUUUUAAAUAAUAUAAACAAACUAAAAUAUUUUUGUAAUGGUUUAAUAGAUUGUUCAAUGGAUGGAUUAUUACCAUUAUAUAAUUAUUUAGAAACUAAUAAUAGAAUAGAGAUUGAAGAUGAUUAUGUUUUAGUUGAAAUUUGUAAACGUGGUGAUUUAAAUGGUUUAGAACAAAUUUUAAUAAGAAAUAAUAAGUUAGUAAUUAAAAGGGUAUUAAGUUGUUCAAUAGUGUUUGGUCAAUUGAAGAUGUUUGAAUAUAUAAAUAGCUCUAAGCAUAGUUGGAUAUUGUCUAAUUUAUCAAAUACUACAUCCCCAAUUUCAUUAUAUGAUUUUGACCAAUUCAUUGAAUAUGCAAUCAAAUAUUGUCAAUACCAUUUUAUUGAUUAUUUUAGAGACGUUUUAAAAUUAAAAUUAAAAUCACUUUAUAACAUUAAUAAAUCAUUUAUUUAA
Dictyostelium discoideum AX4 is the source of this 5175-nucleotide messenger RNA. RefSeq lists its product as hypothetical. The record is from RefSeq and is a predicted model, not a curated record. The transcript has 2 exons. The coding region runs from base 1 to 5175 and encodes 1724 amino acids. Lineage: Eukaryota; Evosea; Eumycetozoa; Dictyosteliales; Dictyosteliaceae.